CAAAAACAAGCUUCUAUAUUCGAACCUGGACCCUUUUGCGGCCAUGGCUCAUCUCGUGGACAAGCAAGUUGCGGGUCGGGUGGUACUUCAACCGGCACCCACUCUUGAGUCAAGGCCUCGAGUAAGCUACUCGUUUCACGACUUGGUGAAGCUUGAGAAAUCUGAAAAGGUGGAGCUUGCACGUCAGCAGUCUGAUGGAGACAAAAGAAGACACCCUCAGAGGAGCCGCUCUGGGUCGAGACCAAGCCUUAAAGCGAGUGAGGCUUGGCCAAGAGACUACAGCCCUGGGCGGCCAUCACCGUCGCUCUCGGGCAGUCGGGCUUCAUCAGCCUUUCACCACUGGUCUUUCCCCGAGUUUCUCGAGGCCAGAGCUGAAGAUCAGAGUCGAGAAAGGGAGGUCCAAGAAUCUUUCCUGAUCUCCUUCGACAAGACGCACUCAACUUUUCACCUGAAGGCUGGCACGUCGCAUUAUGCCUUUUGUGUGGACCAAUACGGUGCUUUGGAACAUUUGCACUAUGGCAACUGGGUCGGCAUGCAUGACUUCACCUUUCUAUCGGAGACUGAUCCGGCCUUGACAUUCGAGCCUGCACCAGCUGGUACACAGUACUCCAUGGGAGAGCUGCUCCGCAUGGUUGAGGAUGAGGAUGACAUCGAUCCUCAGCAGCUGUGGAGUCUGGCCACAAAUAUGAAGAGUGAACGUGGCGGAGAUUGGCACAUGGCAAGGGUGGAAAAUCUUACCUGGCGCUUGCGCAACAUGUGGAGCAAGAAUGGCCAGGAGGCGAAGAACAUAGGUGCAGCACAAAGGUUGCUUCAAUUCCUCGAGAAGUCCUCCGUGCCGUUGAAGAAGGCGCCUGAGGAAAUGCGAGCACCUGAAGGACUGCAAUCUGUUGGAGGUCGACAAGGAUUGAAAGGCUCACAACUUUUGGAGGUCUCAGAGUUUGGCACUGGCGACUUCCGCACACCUAGCAUGGACGUUUGCUUCCGCAAGGACGGAUCUCGCCUUCUACCCCUAGUGUACAAACACCACAGGGUCAUCGAUGGCAUUUUGCCCUCGACUUCUGGACUGCCAUUCUUGGGCAGACACAACUCUCAGGGAGCACAAAGCUUGGUGGUCGACAUGGUGGACACAUACACUGAAGUGCAGGUCCAGCUGGUCUACACGGUUUUUCCAUCAAUUUCAGCUGUGAGCCGGCGGAUGGUGGUGAAGAACAGUUCCAAAGUUGGAUUGGGCGGUGUUGAUCUGAUGAAGUGCAUGUCGGCCACUUUUGAUUUCAGCACAGAUGAUUGGCACUUGCUCUCCUUGCAUGGCGGCUGGGCAAAUGAACGGCACAUCAACACUCGGAGGAUACAAGAGGGCAUGAUCCAUUUGGGCAGCAAUCGUGGAGUCUCAUCACACCAGAUGAAUCCUUUUUGCGUGCUGUCAUCAGGUCCUCCAGCCGAAGACCACGGGCAGUGCUUUGGUUUUUGUUUGCUUUACUCGGGCAACUGGCUCAUGGAGGUCGAGCAGAGCCAAACCGGAUGUGUGCGGGUCAAUGUUGGACUCAGCAACACCCAUUUCAGCUGGGCCUUGGGCAAUCAAGAGAGCUUCGAGACGCCAGAGUGUGUUUGCGUGUUCUCAGAUGCAGGCCUUGGGAAGAUGACCCGCACUUUCCAGCACCUCAUUGGGGAGAGGCUGAUCGCUCCGCGCUGGCACGAUCUCGUUUGCCCAGUGCUCAUCAACACGUGGGAGGCGCUCUACUUCGAGGUUUACCACGACAAAAUCCUGGAAUUCGCCAAACCUGCAAUUGAGGCCGGGGUUGAACUACUAGUUCUGGACGAUGGCUGGUUUGGCAAGCGCGAUGAUGAUACAACAUCUUUGGGUGAUUGGGUAGAAGACCCUCGGAAGCUUCCACGAGGCUUGAAGGGCUUAGCACAGGAUGUCAAUGCCAUGGGACUGAAGCUUGGAAUUUGGGUUGAGCCUGAGAUGGUAAACCAGGACAGCCAACUGUACAGGUCGCAUCCCGAAUGGGUCCUUCAUCAUCCUGGAAGACUGCGAUCCGAGGGCAGGAAUCAGCUGGUUCUAGAUCUAACACGUCGAGAAGUGCAGGACUACAUCAUUGAUUGUGUUAGUCAAAUCCUAAGCUCUGCCAACAUCGAAUACAUUAAGUGGGACAUGAACCGCGCUUUGACAGAUGCAUUUUCUGCAGCUUUGCCGCCGCAGCAACAGGGCGAGGUCUAUCAUCGAUACGUUUUAGGACUCUACCGGAUUUUCGAGGUUCUGACCUCAAGCUUUCCCCAUGUACUCUUCGAGAGUUGCGCGUCUGGAGGUGGUCGUUUUGAUGCAGCCCUACUGGCCUGGUGUCCCCAGGCCUGGUGCUCUGACAAUUCUGACGCCUUCUCACGAACACGCAUCCAGAUGGGCACUUCCAUGUGGGCCCCAGUGCGGUGUAUGGGCGCUCACAUCGCGGCGUGUCCCAGCCAUCAAACUCACAGGACGCAUAUGUUGAAGACCCGCUUCAUUGUUGCCCUUUGGGGCACCUUUGGCUUGGAGCUGGACCUCAACAAGCUCUCGAGAGAGGAGCUGAAAGAGAUGAAGGAGCUGGUAGCCUUGCGAGGAAAGCUUUGCCAGGUUGUACUGCAUGGAGAAUAUUUCCGUCUUCCAGGCUUCGGAUAUCCUGGAGCCUCUCAUUCGAACUCAGCUGGUAUUGGUGACUCCCACGUGUAUGCCUGGAUGUUUGUCACGCCAGAGAAGGAUAGAGCUGUGGUCAGCGCCAUUGUCUUUCACAGAGACACAGUGGGGAAGUUUCCCUCGCGGUUGAAGCUACAAGGCUUGAGGCCGGACUAUUUGUACUCGCUCAUCGAGCAUGUGCCAACCACUGUCGAAGAAGGCGUCUUCAACGGCAUUUUUCAGCCAGGUGGCCCUCAAUUCAAGCACCGGAGGCGGUUGAUGCUCACGGGAGCUGUUCUGAUGGAAGUGGGCAUCCCUGUGCACUUUAACUUCGAUGGAGACGCCAUGCUUUUAGAGUUGGAGGUGGGAGGCCCUUCACAAGAACCAAAAGAGUCCAACGGAGUGCAUGUCCUUGCGAGCUAAAAAUAGAGCUGAAAGCAGCCAAAGGAGCCAGUCGUAGAGUUGCACCAGGUCAGCUCUAUCAUACAGCGAGAGAGAGAGAGAGAGAGAAAAAAAAGAGAGAGAAGAAGAGUAGAUUUCUGGCACUGCAUAAAAAUGAUGAAAGAUGUAACUAUAUACAGUAUUCACUAUAUCCAC
Molecule: messenger RNA, 3244 nt
Organism: Durusdinium trenchii
Lineage: Eukaryota; Dinophyceae; Suessiales; Symbiodiniaceae
Source: the annotation of a GenBank genome assembly